GAUUAUGGAGGUGAAGAUUAGGCAGAAAAUAGAAAUAGAGUGAGAAGAGAAGAGAAGAGAAGAGAGACAGAGAGAGUGAUAAUUGUGAUCCAGUUGAAAUCAAUCAAAGAUGCUCCGAACAUGCAUACGCAUGUGUGGAAGCAGAUCAGAGACAGAGAAGAUGGGAAAGUGCGCGCGAAGCAUUUCGCCAAUCGCAUAAAAUCCUAUCGCAUUUCGCAGCUCCAAUUGGCGAAUCACAAAGACAUAGUGUCCCCUCACAAGGGCGCCGUCAACUCCCUUCAGAUUGAUUCGACAGAGGGAAGGUAUCUGCUCUCCGCCGCCUCCGAUGCCUCUGUAGCCGUCUACGACGUUCAACGAUCCGCCGCUUCCGAAGCCGCCGCCGCCUUCUGCAAACACAGGUGCUUAUUUGUCGUCGACAAGCAGCACCAGCAGGCCCACAAAUAUGCCGUCUCCACAGCCAUAUGGUAUCCCAUUGACACCGGUUUGUUCGUCACUGGCUCAUACGAUCAUCACAUUAAUGUUUGGGAUACCAAUACCACCCAGGUGGUGGUGAACUUCAAAAUGCCAGGAAAGGUGCAUAGGACUGCAAUGUCUAAUUUGUCAACGUCUCACAUGCUUAUCGCUGCUGGCACUGAGGAUGUCCAAGUUCGCCUUUGUGAUAUUGCUUCCGGGGCUUUCGCUCAUACUUUGUCCGGUCACCGAGAUGGUGUAAUGACUGUUGAAUGGUCUAAUUCAAGUGAAUGGGUAUUAAUUACCGGGGGAUGUGAUGGUGCAAUACGAUUUUGGGACAUCAGGCGUGCUGGCUGUUUCCAAGUUUUAGAUCAGUCUCAGACUCAGCUUGGAAGACGCCCACCUAUACUCAAACGAUCUAUGCUAACGAAGGAUUCAAGUGCAAAAUUGCGUGGUGCCCAAAAGAAACAUGCUAAUGGAAGUGGUAGCAGACAACAACCAAUUGGGAGAGUUCCAUCCAAGGGACCAAUGAAGCAGAGGUUACAUCCAGGAAUGCUGUCUACUCAGGAUCGGGCGACUGCUCAUUAUGGUGCUGUAACAGGGUUAAAGGCAACAGAGGAUGGCAUGUAUCUACUAAGUGCAGGAUCUGAUUCAAGAUUAAGGUUGUGGGAUGUUCAAUCUGGCUGCAACACACUUGUAAACUUUGAAACAGUCCGUCUGCAAAUAAAUAAACCUCUUCAAUUAGCCACCACUCAAGAUUCAGCCCUUGUGUUUGUUCCAUGCAUGAGAUCUGUGAAAGCAUUUGACAUGUGGUCUGGGAACACCUACACAGUAUUACGUGGCCACUAUGAAUGUGUGAACUCUUGCUGGUUUAAUCAACAAGAUCAGGAACUGUACACUGGUGGAAAUGAUAGACAAAUUCUUGUCUGGUCACCUGCAAGAUCAAUCGAUGAUGAAAUGGGUGAAGGACCUGCUGAGGAUCAGGAUAACUGGAGUAGUUGAGGAUUGGCUCCGUUUGUGUAACUACUUUUUCUUGUUCAUCUUCUGCCCCUUCUGAUAGAUGCUUGUUGGAGUUGUAGAGUAGGCUUGUUCUGGUUUUGGAGCAUAUGUCAAACGUUUUGAAGCACCAAACUGUAUACUAGUAGCCAUUAUUUGUGUAGAAUAUAACUUUUUUGUGUUGUGUAAAUUGAAUUGUCUCCUUGUUGUAAGUUGCAGCAUAAACACAUUUCUCAUAACGUUUUUGCUAAUAAAAAGUUGUGUACAUAUGUGCGGA
Molecule: messenger RNA, 1723 nt
Organism: Vigna unguiculata (cowpea)
Lineage: Eukaryota; Viridiplantae; Streptophyta; Magnoliopsida; Fabales; Fabaceae
Gene: ATCSA-1
Product: Transducin/WD40 repeat-like superfamily protein
Biological process (GO): proteasome-mediated ubiquitin-dependent protein catabolic process; transcription-coupled nucleotide-excision repair; protein polyubiquitination
Cellular component (GO): Cul4A-RING E3 ubiquitin ligase complex; nucleotide-excision repair complex
Molecular function (GO): protein binding
Source: RefSeq, a predicted model, not a curated record